AGCGUAGAUUGUAGUAGGUCACUUUGUGAUGGCCAUCAAGUGGAUAGAGCGUUUGCGGUUUUUAUUUUUUCCCCUUGGAAAAUAAUGAUAUUCGUAUUGAAUAAUCAUUUGUUGGUCUCGCUAACCAAAUUUUCCUUAGCCCUAGCUUAUGCUUUACUCUGAUGGUAAAGUAAGCUUGAGAAUAAGGGUUUAAAUGGUUGAAUUUUGAUCAUGAUUGUGAUAUCCUCCAACGCUCUAUCCAUUGAUAUGCCUUCACUGGACCCUGGUUUCCCUUGCUCUUGUUAACCCCACUGGGGACUGUAAUCCCGCGCAGAACCGUUCCGCUUUUGAUAGUCAUUGAUUGUGAUAUACGCAGCUGCUGCUGAUAGCAAAAUGCUGGAUCGCCGAAUGCUCUCCCUCCGGAUAUGCUGGCCCACCUGGGGACGUCGCUCCAAUGAUUUGUUUUUUAUUUUAUUUUUUUGUGCUUCUCUAUGGCCAAUAAUUGCAUCCAGUCAUGGGAAUCUUACGCGGCAUACGUUUUCGCAUAAGACUUCCGAUGAUUACUUUACGGAUCCAUGCAAAGCCGCUGGAUUCAUUAAUGACAUGGCGCUAAGUGAUGCUGAUCUCCAGUUAUUUAAAGUUCCGCAGACCCACAUGGUCAGUCGCAGUGAUGUCAGCCGCAAUCAGACAUUUGGACAAAUUGGUUCCCCUCAUUCGGCUGAGGGACUGGAAGCCGGUAUGAAGUUACGAGCAUGGCUGGAGGCUCGCAAUCAGACACGCGCCGCGCGUCGCCGACAUCCCAGAUUGCAGCACGUCAAGGCGAAACGGGCCGCGACGGCACGCAUGGAACGCAUCUGGGAUUAUGGAAUUAUUCCCUAUGAAAUUGAUAAAAACUUCAGCGGAGAACAUAAAGCUUUAUUCAAACAAGCGAUGCGUCACUGGGAAAACUACACGUGCGUGCAUUUUGUGGAACGCCGUCCGGAACACGAGAACUACAUUGUCUUUACCGAACGGCCUUGUGGGUGCUGUUCAUUCGUGGGAAAACGUGGGAGCGGUGCACAGGCGAUCAGUAUUGGCAAAAACUGUGAUAAAUUCGGAAUCGUCGUCCAUGAAUUAGGACAUGUUGUUGGCUUUUGGCACGAGCACACACGUCCUGAUCGGGAUAAUCAUGUGGAGAUUAUUACCGGCCACAUAAUGACGGGUCAGGAAUAUAAUUUCAACAAGUUGACCGCCGAGGAAGUCCAGUCACUGGAUCAGCCGUACGAUUUCGCCAGUAUUAUGCACUAUGCACGGAAUACUUUCGCGCGCGGCACCUACCUAGAUACGAUUCUGCCCCGGAAGACGCCCGAUAUGAUUGAACGGCCGGAAAUCGGGCAGCGUAUCCGGCUGUCCGAAGGGGAUAUUGCGCAGACCAAAUUGCUGUAUAAAUGCCCAAAAUGUGGCAGGACGCUGCUGGCACCGACAGCAUCGUUCAGUUCACCGGAAUACGAACUGGACAAUCAGCCGAUGGUGCAUGCGGAUAAGGACGGUUACCGGUGUGUCUGGCGGAUUGCUGCGACACACGGAGAGUUGAUUUCGUUGAAUAUCAGUGACCUGGCCAUUGGGCAUACGAAAGACUGUUUCGGGGAUUAUCUGGAGAUUCGGGAUGGUUAUUGGCACAAAUCUCCGCUGCUUGCGCGCCUGUGCGGCACGAAUACAGCGCCGACAACCAUCAUGUCCACCGGCUCACGUUUAUGGAUUGAGUACAAAUCCAGUCCGUCGCCACCACCGCCGGGCAUGGGCCGCUUGACCGGUUUCCGGGCCAACUACGAAGUGAUCUGCGGCGGCAAUGUGACGGCCUCCAAAGGCCAACUGCAGAGUCCCAAUUAUCCUGAUGAUUACCGGCCCAAUAAGGAGUGCAUCUGGGUCAUCCGCUUGGAGAAGAACUACCAGGUGGCCAUACAAUUUCAGCAUUUUGAGAUUGAGAACCACGAUGAGUGCCAGUAUGAUUAUCUGGAGAUUCGCGAUGGACCCGAUGCCAUGUCGCCGCUGUUGGGAGCGGGACGCUAUUGUGGCUACCGGCCGCCCGAUGCGCUGAAAUCCACGGGGAAUUCCUUGUGGAUUAAAUUUGCCUCGGAUGGAUCGGUGCAGAAGGCCGGGUUUUCGUUGGAUUAUAUGACUGAAUUCAACGAAUGUACGCAAACUGAGCAUGGAUGUGAGCAGAUCUGCGAGAACACAUUGGGUGGCUAUCGCUGCGAUUGUCAGAUCGGUUAUGAAUUGCAUUCGGACGGCAAGCAUUGCGAAAAAGCUUGUGGUGGGUUUAUUAAUGCGUUGAACGGCACCCUUGUCAGUCCAUCAUUUCCGGAACUAUAUCCCGCCAAUAAGCACUGUGUCUGGCAGAUCGUAUCGCCACCGCAGUACCGUAUUACGCUGAAUUUUACCCAUUUCGAUCUGGAAGGAAAUAACCAAGAUUGUGAGUAUGAUUCCGUCACCGUGAGCUCAGCCGGGGACAACUACACCAUGGAAGAAUGGAAACGGUUGGGUGUGUUUUGCGGGCAAGUGAUACCUAUGCCCAUCACAUCCGAGGGGAAUGUUUUACGGGUGGUAUUCCAGUCGGAUAAUUCGGUACAGAAGAGUGGAUUUUCUGCGAUAUUCUUUACAGACAAAGAUGAAUGCUCGGAAAACAAUGGCGGGUGUCAGCAGAUCUGCCGGAACACAAUCGGCUCUUAUGAAUGUCUAUGUAACAACGGAUUCACGCUGCAUGAGAACAAACACGACUGCAAGGAAGGCGGUUGCAAGUACGCCAUCAGCGAAGCCAGCGGCGAAAUCACCAGUCCCAAUUAUCCCGAAUCCUAUCCGCCACGCAAAGACUGCAUCUGGCAUUUCAGCGCGACGCCCGGACACCGUAUCAAAGUGAUUUUCCAAGAAUUUGAGGUUGAACCACACCAGGAAUGCGCCUACGAUCAUAUCGAGUUGUAUGAUGGAGACUCCAGUGGUAGUCCGGUUCUGGGACGGUUUUGCGGCAGUAAAAUUCCCCAUCCGUUGAUUUCCAGUACAAAUCAGAUGUAUAUGGUCUUCCAGUCGGAUGCCAGUGUCCCGAAAGGAUUCAAGGCAGAGCAUAGCACAGAAUGCGGCGGACAUUUGAUUGCCACGAAUAUGGUGGGUCAUCUGUACUCGCACGCCAAAUACGGCGAUCAGAAUUAUGAUAACCGUGAGGAUUGCGAUUGGAUUAUCGAAUCCAGUAUGGAUAUGAUGUCGGUGGAGUUGCGCUUUCUGGCCUUUGAACUGGAAGAUGCACAGGAUUGCAGUUAUGAUUUUGUUGAGAUCUACGAUGGGUACGACGAUUCGUCACCCAAACUGGCCACGGUCUGCGGCAACAAGCUGCCCACUUCGGAGUAUUUAUCCACCGGUCGAGCGAUCUUACUGCGCUUCCGCAGUGACGAUAAUAUCAACUCCAAAGGAUUCUCCGUAGCAUACGAUAUCCGCAGCUUUGGUGAUGGGCCGACAACACGCAGUCAUACUGAUUCCGAGCAAGAGGUCCAUCUACGCAGACGUCUCCUCGGACCCGAUCCCGAUGAGCCGACACGCUGAGCGAGACAGUAUUUUCUUCUGCUUUUUAAUUUAUAAAUAGCGUCGAUAUAUGGAAUGCCGGUAAAUGUCUGUGGGGGUUUUUAACGUUUUAUGAGGGAAUUUUAAACAAGUGAAAGCAGAAGCGUUUUGCAUCAGAGCAACGAUUGUGCAGUAUUUCACUUUCAGUGCAAAUUUCAUGAUCAGUGACGUAUUCAAAGCGGACAUAAUAUAAAUUAAAUAACUGCGGACGGUA
Paramacrobiotus metropolitanus is the source of this 3781-nucleotide messenger RNA. Its product is annotated as bone morphogenetic protein 1-like. NCBI's taxonomy places the organism in Eukaryota, Metazoa, Tardigrada, Eutardigrada, Parachela, Macrobiotidae. Gene Ontology annotation, biological process: proteolysis. The record is from RefSeq and is a predicted model, not a curated record. Gene Ontology annotation, molecular function: calcium ion binding; zinc ion binding; metalloendopeptidase activity.